Molecule: messenger RNA, 1212 nt
Organism: Engraulis encrasicolus (European anchovy)
Lineage: Eukaryota; Metazoa; Chordata; Actinopteri; Clupeiformes; Engraulidae
Gene: foxi1
Product: forkhead box i1
Exons: 2
Coding region: 1-1212 (403 amino acids)
Biological process (GO): anatomical structure morphogenesis; regulation of transcription by RNA polymerase II; cell differentiation
Molecular function (GO): RNA polymerase II cis-regulatory region sequence-specific DNA binding; DNA-binding transcription factor activity, RNA polymerase II-specific
Source: RefSeq, a predicted model, not a curated record
AUGAACGCUUUUGGACAACAGCCAACUAAUCAUCAGCAGUCUGGUCCAAUUCAGCAUCACAGCAGCGCUCAAGAACUUCUGGAUAUGGCCGUGUAUUGCGACAACUUUGGCAUGUACCACCAGCAGAAUCUCCAUCAUCAUUCGCAGAGGCCCUCUGGCCACUCCACCAACUAUGGCAUUGGGGAAUAUCAUCAUGGUUCACCGCCAACUAACCCUUACCUGUGGCUGAAUGGCCCAGCAGGUAUCAACUCAAAUCCCUACCUGCCCGGCACCAAUGGGACUACUACGUCUUACAUCCCAUCGGGGUAUGGGGCAAACCAUCAACGACAGUUUCUGCCACCUCCCACGGGUUUCGGUGGAGCUGAUCUCGGAUGGCUCUCGUCCUUCUCCAGCCAGCAAGAACUUUUCAAAAUGGUCAGGCCGCCUUACUCCUACUCUGCCUUGAUCGCCAUGGCCAUUCAAAACGCCUCGGAUAAGAAACUGACCCUGAGUCAGAUCUACCAGUAUGUUGCUGACAACUUUCCCUUUUACAAGAAGAGCAAGGCGGGCUGGCAGAACUCCAUUCGACACAACCUCUCCUUGAAUGAUUGCUUCAAGAAGGUGGCACGGGACGAGGACGAUCCAGGCAAAGGCAACUACUGGACCCUGGAUCCCAACUGCGAAAAGAUGUUCGACAACGGAAACUUCAGACGGAAGAGGAAGAGACGCGCCGAUGGAAACAGCAGUGGCGGCAACAACUCCGCCAUGCCAGUAGUGAAGUCGGAAGACAACGCGGCUCUGAAGCUUUCCGACACGGCCAGCAUCCUGAGCGCCUCCCCGCCGAGUCUCCAGAAUUCCCCUGGAAGCUCCAGCGACUCCAAGUCCUCUCCGUCACCCUCCAUCGAACACAGCCCAUGUUUCAACAGCUUCGUCUCCAACAUGAACUCAAUCAUGACCGGCGUCGGCAACCACACCGGGAUCAGAGGAAGGGACUUCAACACUACAGGGUUGCUUGGAGAUUUGUCACAGGGCAGCAGAGGAGAGAGCAUGUCUGGACUUGGCUCAUACUCGCCAACUCAAAUUACGCAUCUGAACUCAGAUGGCGGUGCAGCGCUCAACGGCAACAGAAUGAACUAUUACACCGGGGCUGCAUCUGGUGGCCUGAGCAGUCACAUCUCAAACCAUUUCACUGUAAAUAAUUUGAUAUACAGCCGUGAGGGAACUGAAGUUUAG